AUGCUUAUCCAAGUCUUGCAAGUGGAUCGUCUACCCCUCGAAUGCUCGUCUUCCACAGUGUUUGAGAAUUCCGAAGAUGAUAUAGUCAAAGAUGUAGAAAACCUAGAGGCAAUACUCACUAAAAGUAAGAGGAGGCAAAGUGUAGAGGUUUUGGAAAGUGAACUAGAUUCACAAUCUGUGCACUCACCUUCUAUAGUUUCCUCAUCAACUUUUCUCAAAAGAAAGAAGAAAAAGAAGUUGAAGAAAAGCAGUUUAUCACGCACAAGGUUCAAAUGCCUUCAUUGUAUUACUUAAAAGUUGACUCUGAAGCCGUCUGUUUGUUGGACAAAAUGACAUCUACAAUCAGAGCACAGUCUCGUGGACGAACCGAUAUUCAUCUGUUCAGCCAAAAUGUUGCCGUAAACGCAAAAACUGGUGUUAGACCACCUUCAACUUCUAUCAAUGUCGUCGAUCCCGAAACUAUUCAGUGGACAGUAUCUGGAGAAGGAAAUUGGCUGCUACAAACAGGCAAACGUUAUGAGCUUUCCCUGCUGUUGUUGGAUCCUCAUGCAAAUCAGAUGUACAUUAGUGAUAACUUGCGCUUUGACGUUGGUAUCUCUAGCGACUACUUCGAAAUCCACUAUGCGUCCAAAAAUCAUAGCUAUUUUGAAGUGACGCCCAAAAAAGUAGGAAAGACUACGCUGAGAAGUAAAUAUGCAGCUGUUGUGGAUGAGGCAGGAAAAGAGCGGCGAACAACAGGAAAAGUAACUAACAGGCUAUACAAAUCGUGGACCCUGUGAAGAUCCAUCUCAGAAGCGAUCACUUAUUGUGAAAGGCAUCGUCGCUGUGCAGAUUCUUCUUCCUUCCUUCCUUCACUCUCAGGUGGCUGCAGGCGUCUACUUUCAAUGAGCGAAGUCAUUUGUUGCCUAUGUGAUCUCAACUCACUGAGGAGCAGAAGCAGCAACUCAGUCUGAGAUCAUUUC
This is a messenger RNA of Cylicocyclus nassatus, 962 nucleotides long. NCBI's taxonomy places the organism in Eukaryota, Metazoa, Nematoda, Chromadorea, Rhabditida, Strongylidae. The record is from the annotation of a GenBank genome assembly.